AUGGUUCACCUAGCAGCUUUGGGACCUACCAUUAUCUUGGUGAUGUGGGUUCAAACAUUCUUCGCAGCAGUGUUCGUAGGACUACGGAUGUACACUCGAUACUAUAUUGUCCAAGCUACAGGAUAUGACGAUUGGCUUAGCGUAGCCAGUCUUGUGCCAUAUAGUGCAUUCUGUACCGCAGCCGCUGUCUAUGGAUUGGGAUCUCAUUUUGCCGACCUUACAGCCGCUCAAUUCAUCAUGUCCAACAAAAUGGAAAUUGCCGGCCAAACCUGCAACAUCAUCGCCAUCGCCACCAGCAAGUCCACUGUAGCAGUCUUCCUCCUGCGCCUGGUCAUUGUUCCUUGGCACAAAGUUUUCCUCUGGUUCUGCAUUGUCAGUACCGUCAUUGUCUGCGUUAGUUGCGCCGUUCUCGAUUUCUUCCAAAGUUCACCCAUGGCGGCAGUUUUCGAUCCGUCGCUACCUCAUGCUGUCAACUUCAAUUUCACGGCCAAUGCGAUUUUCUCCGGAAGCUAUACGGCGUUGAUGGAUUUUACGUUGGCGCUGUUCCCGUGGUAUUUUCUGGCGCAUGUGCAGAUUAAGAAGAAGGAGAGAUUGACUAUUUCGUUUGGUCUUACUCUGGGUGUUUUUGCCGGGAUAUGUGGUAUUGUUCGAGCCGUCGAAUUGGGAGGGCUAGCGGCUCGAAGUGAUUAUACUUACGACACAGUCCCCCUCAUUCUCUGGGGUUCUAGCGAAUUACUCGUCGCCAUCGCAUGCGCCUGCAUUCCCGUUCUCCGACCCCUGUACAAACAACUCCGCGGCCAAAUGAAAUCAACCGACGAGCGCAGCGGUCCCUACCCCAACAAAAGUAACAGUAAAUUAGGUCAAGCUUAUGCGUUAAGUUCGAUGAGCCGCGAUAAGUUCGCCGCGACUAAAAGGCAACCCAAGGGCUCGAAAUAUAGCGCGCAGGUUGAUAGUGAGAGAGGUGUUGCGGGAAUGGAUAAUGGAAGUGAUGAGAGUAUAUUGAGGGAGGCGUGGAGGUUUGGGAUUAAGGAGACGACGGAGGUGGAUAUUUCGUAUGGGAAGGAGGGGGAGAUACGUGGGGAUGAGGAGAUGGGGGUGGGGAGGGGGAGGUGA
Messenger RNA from Sclerotinia borealis F-4128, 1113 nucleotides. The record is from the annotation of a GenBank genome assembly. NCBI's taxonomy places the organism in Eukaryota, Fungi, Ascomycota, Leotiomycetes, Helotiales, Sclerotiniaceae.